Linepithema humile (Argentine ant) is the source of this 1992-nucleotide messenger RNA. RefSeq names its product Ubiquitin-like domain-containing C-terminal domain phosphatase 1 (gene Ublcp1). Gene Ontology annotation, biological process: protein dephosphorylation. Gene Ontology annotation, molecular function: protein serine/threonine phosphatase activity; protein binding. The record is from RefSeq and is a predicted model, not a curated record. Lineage: Eukaryota; Metazoa; Arthropoda; Insecta; Hymenoptera; Formicidae. Gene Ontology annotation, cellular component: nucleus.
UGCAAGUGUAUUUGGACUUUUUUUUUUAGAUUUGCGAUGCACCUCGUUCCAUUGACGUGAUUACAGAAACAAGGAUGGAGGGUGAAUUAAGGAUUGUGGUGAAAUGGAGCGGAAAAGAAUAUGAUAUUCUCGAUAUUCAAGAGGAAGAUACUGUUCUCACCCUGAAAGAACGUAUACACAGGGAAACGGGCGUCCGUCCUGAGCGACAGAAACUACUGAACCUUAAAUUUAAAGGUAAAGCAGCGCAAAAUGAAGACAUAAUUGGCAAGCUAAACUUGAAACCUGGCUUUAAACUGAUGUUAAUGGGCUCCCGUGAGGAAGAUAUCGCAGAAGCCAGUCAAGCACCAGAGAACGUACCUGAUGUGAUCAAUGAUCUAGAUAUAGAGGAAGAAGAAGUAGAGAUUGAAAAAGCUGAGAUAAAUCUACGUAAAAUCCAGAUACGAAUCGAUCGCUACGUGAUCACAGAACUGAAUCCUCUAAGGGAAGGUAAAAAGCUUCUUGUGUUGGAUAUAGACUAUACUUUAUUCGAUCAUAGAUCAGUGGCAGAAAGUGGAUCACAACUAAUGCGUCCAUAUCUUCAUGAAUUCUUGACACGCGCUUACAAAAAUUAUGAUAUAGUCAUCUGGUCGGCGACUAGCAUGAGAUGGAUUAAUGAAAAAAUGAAAUUACUGGGAGUUUCAAAUCAUCCAGAUUACAAAAUAGCUUUUCACCUGGAUGUCCUUGCUAUGAUCACUGUUCACACCCCAAAGUAUGGUGUUGUUGGAGUAAAACCAUUGGGCAUCAUCUGGGGAAAGUACAAGCAGUUCUCAGCGAAAAAUACAAUAAUGUUUGACGACAUCAGAAGAAAUUUCAUAAUGAAUCCACAAUCAGGAUUGAGAAUAAAACCUUUUAAACACGCUCACACCAGUAGAGUCAAAGACUUUGAGCUGCUUAAGCUAUCGAGAUACUUAGAGUUAAUAGCCGACGUUGAUGACUUUCAAAUACUUAAUCACAGAAAAUGGGAAGAAUAUAAACCCAAAAAGAAUGACCAAACCAGAGAACAAACCACCAGCGAUGAAAAGAGUUAAAUGUUUGAUAAAACACUGAUUUUUCUUCCUGAUCUAUACUUUGGUGGAAGCAAGCAAAUAUCAAUUGAUAAAGGAAAGCAAUUUGAAGACUGUAUAUAAUGAAAUGUAUGUAUGAAAGGAUGCAUUUGUCAGUUAUUUCAAAAUUGUGGCUACAAGACUGUCCCAUCGCAUGCAUUAUAUGUGAGAACAAUGGGAUUAAUUUGACUAAUGGAUCCUCUGUUACAAGAAAUUUUUACAAUAAUGCGUGAUAUUAAACUCUCUAAAAAUACACAUAUUUUCACAUGUCUCUUUGUAUUUGUGAUGUAUCUACUGGUUGUGUUAUACUGUACGUAUAUAUAAGAGCCAUUUAAACAAAACGCACGUAUGGUCGAGUAAGAGUACGCGCGCGCAAUGUUAUAAUGCGUUUAAGUAAGUCCGCCUGCUCCGUCAUGCGUGCGAUAUUUCCUACGUGUAUUCUCUAUAUGUAUAUGUCUCGCGAAAGUUGGUAAACUUAUCGAGUUUCGCGACACGACAUGAAACAAUUUAAUUCUUUACAUUUACAUGAUCACACUGCGGGUUCCGUGCGGUAUAUUUCAGCUAUUAACACGUAAUGUGUGCGCUCCACACCAAUUAUGCAAAUCGCAAUGUCUCGCUAACUUAAAUAUUAUACGCAAACAAUGACGAGUUUGAUUGCUAAUACACGAAGUGUUCAAGAGUUUUUAAACUUUUUCAUAAAAAAAAAUACUGUUUCCAUUUUUUUGUAAAAGUUUGAAGUAUUAAAAAAAGGACGUAAAAUAUAAAAAAUGUAUACGGUGAUUGUAAUAAAGCUCAUUUAUCUGGAAAUUUUGCUUUCAAUUUUGUCUAUCUUCUUUCGAAGUUUUUUGGAUCUAUAAUUGUUAAAAAUAUGACGAUCAAACAUAUAUUUACCCAGAAUAUGUUCGCAAUA